Molecule: messenger RNA, 4932 nt
Organism: Quercus lobata
Lineage: Eukaryota; Viridiplantae; Streptophyta; Magnoliopsida; Fagales; Fagaceae
Product: putative disease resistance protein At3g14460
Exons: 2
Coding region: 2906-4387 (493 amino acids)
Source: RefSeq, a predicted model, not a curated record
UACAACUACCACACUACACUACUUAUCUCAGACUUCAUAUCUUCUCCUACUUCAUAUCUUCUCCUCUUUCUUCUUUUUCUUCGUUCCUUUUCUACCUUUCUGAUCUGAUUCACAACUUUCUUCAACACUAAUCUCUCUCACCUGCUUCAUUUUUGGAAAUCUUAGCCCAUAGUUCCCUUGUUUCUGUGAGCAAACCAUGUCAGUUGUUAGAGAGGCUGCUCUAUCCUAUUUCCUUCAGAAGCUGUUUGACAAGUUAACCUCUCUUGACUUGCUGAAGAUCUUCAACCAAGAGCAAUUUGAUGCCGACCUUAAGAAGUGGAAGACAACAUUGAUGAAAAUCCGUGCGGCUCUGGAUGAUGUAGAGGAGAAGCAGGUGACAUGCUGGGUGGUGAAGAUUUGGCUGGAUGAGCUCGAAGACUUGGCUUAUGACGUGGAAGACAUCUUGGACGAGUUUGCUACUGAAGCAUUGAGACAUGAGUUGACUGCGCGUGCAGAAGCCAGCACAAGUAAGAUGCUAAAGCUCAUCCCUGGUUGUGUUGGCUUGAAUUGAAAUUAUGUUACUUUCAGUGCUAGGAUGCUGUCCAAGAUUAAAGAGAUUGACACAAGAUUGCAAGAAAUUGUGACACAGAAGAAUGAUUUGGAAUUAAAAGUCAAAGCUCAAGGAAUGACUAAAACAACAAGAUCAAGACUGCCCUCAACUUCUCUGGUCAAUGAAGGUCAGGUUUUUGGCAGGGAUGAAGAUAAAAAGACUAUCAUCAACUUGUUGCUGAGUGGUGAAUCAGGUGAUGCUCAACUGUCUGUUAUUGCCAUACUUGGUAUGGCGGGUUUGGGUAAGACAACUCUUGCUCAACUAAUCUACAAUGAAGAUAAUGUAGAUAGUUACUUUGAUUUGAAAGCAUGGAUUCAUGUUUCUGAAGAUUUUGACAUUGUAAGGGUGACAAAAGUAAUUCUACAAUCUAUCACUUAUGAGAGCUAUGAUAUUAAUGAUUUAAAUUUACUACAAGUCAAAUUGAAAGAUAAGUUAUUUGGCAAGAAGUUUUUGCUCAUUUUGGAUGAUGUUUGGAACGAAAGCUAUGACUAUUGGACUCAACUACGUUGUCCUUUUGAAUUUGGAGCUCCAGGAAGUAAGAUUGUUGUCACAACUCGGAAUGAUCGGGUUUCAUCAACCUUGGGCACCGCUAAAGCUUAUAAGUUGAAAGGGUUGUCAAAUGAUGCUUGUUUGACAAUAUUUAUCCAACACGCAUUGGGCACAACAGAUUUCAGUGUAUGUCCAGAACUUGAAGAAAUUGGUCAAAAAAAUUUCAGAGAGGUGUAAGGGCUUGCCUUUAGUAGCAAAAGCUCUUGGAGGCCUUUUAAGCACCAUACACAAUCGUGAUGAGUGGAAACAUGUGUUGAAUAACAAGAUAUGGAAUAUGUUAGAAGGGAAUGAUGAUGUUCUUCCAACUCUUAGAUUGAGCUAUAUAUAUCUUCCUUCGGAUUUGAAGAGGUGUUUUGCCUAUUGUUCACUAUUCCCGAAGGAUUAUGAAUUUGAGGAGAAAGAGCUAGUCUUGUUAUGGAUGGCAGAAGGUUUAAUUCAAGAAACAAAAGAAAACAAGUCAAUCGAAGAUCUCGGUGUUGAGUAUUUCCGUGAUUUGAUUGGGAGAUCAUUUUUCCAACAAUGAAGCAGUAAUGAAUCACUCUUUGUUAUGCAUGAUCUCACCAAUGAUCUAGCUCAAUGGGCAGCAGGAGACUCGUGCUAUAGGUUGGAGGAUAAAUUGGGUGGCAAUAAACAAUUCAAGAUUUCUUAUUCGCAGUGUUUGUGAUGGUAUCACAAAAUUUGAAGACUUCUCCAAAGAUGUGUGUUUACGAACUUUCCUGCCGCUACCAAUAAAGAACAAAGGUUACUUAACAAAUUAUGUUUCUAAUUUUUUGUUGCCCCAAUUAAGAUACUUAAGGGUAUUAUCUUUAAGUGGAUAUGAAAUAGAUGAGCUACCAAAUUCAAUUAGUGAUUUGAAACAUCUAAGAUACAUCAACCUUUCUUGUACUAAGAUUACAAGUUUACCAGAAUCAAUAACUUCUUUGUACAAUUUGCAAACAUUGAUAUUGAAAGGUUGUUCACAUCUAACAAAAUUACCUGAGAAAAUUGGGAAUUUAGUCAAUCUUCGGCAUCUUGAUAUUACUGAUGUGCUUUUAAUCAAAGAGAUGCCUAUGGGACUAAAAGAAUUAAAGAGCCUACAAACUUUAUCUGAUUUUGUUGUGGGGAAAGAUAUCGGAUCUAAAAUAGGGGAUUUGAUGAACUUGGAGUUUCUUCAAGGAAGACUUUGUAUUUCAAGCUUGGAGAAUGUGCCUAAUGCUGAGGAUGCAAGAAAUGCCUAUUUGAAUUGUAAGAAGAAUUUAGAUGUAUUGGUGAUGAAAUGGCAGUUUGAUGAUUUACAAGUUACAAGAGCUGUAGUUGAUGUUCUUGACAUGUUACGACCUCCAAGCAUGGUGAAAGAACUUUUUAUUGAGGGCUAUGUUGGUGAAAAAUUCCCAACUUGGUUAGGAGAUCCUUCAUUUUCAAAUAUGGUGCUCCUAAGGAUUGAGAAUUGUAAAAAUUGUACAUCCUUGCCUGCAAUCGGGCAACUACCCUCUGUCAAAGACAUUGUCAUUAAAGGAAUGGCUAAGGUAAGGAGCAUUGGCCCUGAGUUUUAUGGGGGAAAGUUGCUUGAAACCUUUUCAGUCCUUAGAGAAACUUUGCUUCAAAAAUAUGCAGGAAUGGCAAGACUGGAUUCCUCAUGGAGGUGAGUACGAAUUCCCUUGAUUGUAUGAGCUUACUAUCUAUAGAUGCCCCAAAUUGCAAAGAAAUUUGCCCCACCAUCUCCCAUCGUUGGAAAAAAUUUUUGUUCAUCAAUGUAAGCAAUUGUUUGUUUCAAUACCAAGCCUUCCAAUGCUUCAUGAAUUAGAAAUUGUGGGAUGCAAAAAGGUGCGGAGCGAAAAUACAAUCGAGUUAAGUUCCCUAAAAUCAGUGUUUUUUUCUAUGCCAAUGCCAAAUAUUUUGAAGGAGAAGUUCAUGCAAAGGUUAACAAAGAUCGAAUAUCUGAAGAUAUACAAUUGUAAGGAGCUAACAACAUCACUGUGGCAAGAUAGGCUGGAGUCCCUUGUAAGGCUAUAUAUCAAAUCAUGCCCAAGACUUGUCAACAUUAGCUUGCCUUCUAUGUUAAGGACCAUAACAAUUGAAAGUUGCCAUGCUCUGAACUCCUUGCCAAUAUCCAAUUGUACGUGUCUAGAACACGCAACUAUUGAGGGAUGUGCUUCUUUAACCUCCAUUUCAAGAGGUAAGCUACCUCCUUCUUUAAAAAGGCUAGAUGUACAUAAUUGUGAGAAUUUGUUGUUUGUGGUGGAUGUGGGAGAGGCUUCUCCUUCUUCUUCUCUAAAAAUGAUAGAGGAGAAUCUUCAUGGCAACAGUAACAACAAUGCAUCUUUUCUUCAACACUUAGAGAUUAAGGAUUGUAAAUCUCUAAAAUGCUUAUCAUCAAGUGGCAACCUAUCUGUCAUGCUUAAACACCUUAAGAUUUAUGGAUGCUUAAAGCUGACAUCCUUAUCAUCAAGAGACCAGUUACCUGCAGCCCUAAAACACAUUUCAAUGCGGCUUUGUCCAAUGUUGGAGUCAAUAGCAAAUACACUACACAACAAUGCAUCUCUUGAACAACUUAAAAUAUGGCAUUGUGAAAAGCUUAAGACCUUACCCGAGGGCCUACACAAACUAUGCCACCUCAAUGAGAUCAACAUAGGUGGGUGUUCUAGUCUUGUUUCCUUUCCAGAUGGAGGGUUGCUCCCUACCAACCUGAGAAAGCUUGUGAUUCAAGAUUGUAAGAAUCUUAAGAGCUUGCCCAAAUGCAUGUACAUCCUUACCUCUCUUCAAAAAUUAAGUAUAUGGCAAUGUCCAAGUAUUACAUUGUUUCAUGAAGAGGGUUUCCCCACCAAUCUAACAUCAUUUAAUUUGUCAGGUGUCAAUAUCGGUAAGCAAGUAGCUAAGUGGGGAUUGCACAAACUCACUUCUCUUAAAUAUCUCAAGAUUUAUGGAUUUUCAGAGUGGCAGUCGUUUCCUGAAGAAGGGAAGAAUAUGAUGAUGUUGCCUAGCUCUCUCACUCGCUUGGAGAUUAUGAGUUUUCCAAAUUUAGUAUUCCUAUCCUCGAAGGGCUUUCAAAACCUCUCUGCUCUUAAAAAACUGCUGAUCUAUGAUUGCUCUAAACUCUCAUCCCUUCCUGAGAAAGGUCUGCCUCUCUCACUUCUGAAACUUUAUAUUUAUAGGUGUCAUCUGCUGGAACAACAUUGUAAGAAAGGCGAUGGGCGAGAGUGGCUCAAGAUAGCUAAUAUCCCUUGCAUUCUGAUUGAUGGCCAUGCACAACAAAGAGGAAAAACUACAUAAGUAUACAUUUACUUCUUCCAGCUACAGACUGUGAGCGAUUUACACUUCUUCAGUAACAAAUCUACCUUCAAAGGCAGUGAGAUCACUGUGAUGGUUCUUAAUUACAGUGAGAACAUAAAGCAGCUUUUGCAGGGAAGGGAGGGUUAUUGAAGAAGGACCAAAUUAUCAAGCUGAGGGAAGCACAUCAAACGGGGCACUGGCAGGUUAGAGGCCAGCAAUUAAGGAUGGCAAUUCCUGGUUCUGCAUGGUGUGAUGGGUUAUAAGAGAUGCAAGGUGUGAUGGGGUCUUAAGAGAUUCAGCUGGAAAGUUCAUAUGUUGGGCAAUAUGGAGCCUAGUUUGUAAUUGUCCGAAUUAUGACCCGACUCGAUAUAAAAGUAUUAUGAUUUUUAAUGGGAGAUUUUUUAAGACUUAGCCCGUUGUAAGUCCACUGUGUGAGAUAUAUUGCUUCAGAUUAGGCUUUGGGAUGUUAUUUUAGAGAGAAAAACUGUACUGUCAUACUUUGUAUAAUCUCCUUGAAAAUAGUGAAAUCAUUACAACUCUGUGGA